UCAGUGUGGAAGACUCUCUAUGAAAAAUCUCGUCGGUAUAAGCGGUUUGUCGCUAAAAGCGGAGACGUACUAACCGGAGGUCCUUUCAUAUAACUUUGUAUGGGGACCAACCAAGCCAUCGAGUUUUCGUCGCAAUAACCAGACUAGCGCUAUAGCGGAGUCGUUAUAACCGGGUUCUACUGUAUUUGCAACUAAAAUUAUGUCUGCAGAAAGCAUUUCAAACAUUUCUAGCGAAAUAAUUAGGGGAGGGUGUGGUAAUCUACACAAAUGUUAUUUACGAUACAUUUAAGUGACUGAGGAAUCAGCUCGAUUAGGUUUUAUUACUAUAAAUGUCCAAUAAAUUGUGUUUUCCUUUUGGUAAUAGUUCAGUAAUAGUUUGUUAUAGACAACACAAAUAAAAUAUAAUCAAAAAUAGUCAUAUAGCCCAUGCAUUGCAUUAGUGUGAAGCCGAUAAGGGUUUCAGUAUUCAGUAUUAAUAGUAAAAAAUUUUAGUUUCGUUGUUUUUAAUUAAGUAGUAUUUUAACUCGGUAUACAACAAAUUUCUCUUUAAAUGCAUAAUAUCUGCAAGGGUAUAUAAGCUUCGGGUUGCUAAAACGGGCACAUUUUUCUUGUUUUUUUUUUUACUUUAUGGGUUAUAGGAUUAUGACAGGUUAUAGGAUUGCCUUCCUGAAUGAAUUCCUGAAUUACAGCCCUGGAUUUUGAAGGAUUGGACAACGAUGUACAACAGUCUGUAGAAUGAAAUUGAAAAACUUUAAAUUGUAGAGAGUAGCUUGGAAUUAGCUCUAGAAAACUACGCCGCGAAACAACGCAAAAGUGUGGUCUAGUGGUACAUUGCUUGAGAUUUGGUUUUUAAGGUGACCUUAAGGUGGUAACCAAGGACCAAGAAAGGGGUUACCUCCCAUCGAGUUGCCUUUUCCUGGUUACCUUUCAUUUUUGUGACAGUUGUCAGCCCAAGUUUUUUCACGCCAGCACAUUUCAUAAGGCAGCCGUCCCCAACGUUGAAAGUUCAGCUUGUACAAAAAUGACCAAGGUGUCGGGCACGAAGCCAAGGGACGAGGGCGAGCCAGCCACUAAGCGCGAGCGCAAGGAGAUGUAUUUGCACAAGAAAGAUUACAGGGAGCGCAAGGAGCGCAAGGACCGCAGAGACUACAGGGAUCGCAAAGAGCGCAAGGAGCCAGCCGGAGGAACCUCCUCCAGGGUGAGGAACGUCUCGCCAGUUCCCUCGAACGCUUCGGAGAGCACCGAAGGAGACAGCAGCGACUCCAGCUACUCUGACUCCAGCUACAGCUCCACGGGAUCGUCCAGCUACACAAGCUUCUCGAGCUCCUCCAGCAGCAGCUCCUCGUCCAGCGACAGCGAGGCAGUGCCAGAAGGCACCAUCAAAAAGUUUGAGCGCCCCAAGCACUCGUGUUGCCAUCGCCGACACCAUCGUCGCCAUCGGCGCCACAAUAAACCUCGUCAUUCGCACCGUCGCCGGCACGUCAUGCGUCGCCACCACGCGAAUCACUCAAGUCACUCGGCUCACGGGCGCUCCUCCAAGCGUUUGGCUAAAAAGAGUCGUCGCGGCAUAUCCGCCACCAAGGGAACUAUCACUGUUAAGGAGGAGGUUGUCGCAGCAAUUUCUCCUGCCCCAGCUCCCGGGGUCAUUCAGAUACCGGCCCCUAUUCCACUGCCUGUGCCGGCACCCAUUCCGGCUGUCCUGUCUGUUCCGGAGUCGCUCCCGCACCCGAACCCGCAUUCCCAUUCCCACUCCCGUUCGCAUUCACAUUCCCAACUACAUAGCCAUUCCCAUUCCCAAUCCCAUAACAAUCCCCAUCCGCAACCCGUUCCGGCCCCUGUUCCGGUUCCAAUCACUACUCCCAUGCCAACUCCGAAGAGGGACCCAACCGGCGUGGUAUUGGACCGCAAGUCUCGCAUACGCAGCUCCACCUCGCAGACUAUCGCCUCGGCCUCCAGCAGUUCCAGCGGCAGCAACCAGGCCAUCAUCCAGUCUACCAGUAGCACCAUAACCAUCACCAAGACGAUUGCCAAUGCCACUGCCAUGGCCGAAAGCCACUCCAGUGGCAGCGCCAGCCUGUCCAGCACCAAACAUAAAGGUGGCAGCAGCACCAGCCACUCUGCAAAGGCGGUUGUCACCCAUCUCUCGGGCAGCAAGGUGGUCUACCCAGCCCCCAAGACCCCAGUGGCAAGCACCUCCUCGAAGGCGGUGGUCAGGUCUAACCCCAGCGCCAGUUCGAGCCACGGCAGCCACGCGAACCACGCCGCCAAUUCCAGUUCGAGUUUCACCCAGGAGCACUCCAGUACCAGGCCCUCGGCAGCCAAAGAGCACAAUAAGAGCCCGCAGCAGGAUCGUUCAGACAGCUCUAGUUCCAAGGGCAAGUCGUCAACCAACGAUCGACCACGUCGAGGUUCUUCCCCGACCACUGGUGCAGAACCUAGUCGCCAAAAACACAGCGGUCAGGACCAAAACAGCCAAUGGAACCAUAGGCGUGAAGGAGGCGAUGGAGGAGGAGGCGAAGCAAGAGGACGCGGCUACAGAGCCGUGGGCGAGGGCAAUAAAAUGGCCUACAGAAACGGAAAGGACGCCUUCCGAUUUCGCCAACCCGUGCGUAUUGUGCGCCUGCACAUUAAGGGAUUGACGCGCCAGGUGACCAAGGAGCACAUCACUGAGAUAUUUGGUCACUUUGGAGCCCUCACGGCAGUCGACUUUCCGAUGGACCGCUUCCAAGGACGCCACGGACGAGGAUACGCCUUUGUUGAGUACUCACGACCAGAGGACUGCGCCUGUGCCAUCAAGCACAUGAACGGCGGGCAGAUCGACGGCAAGCGGAUCAGGGUGUCCGCCUUCCAGGAGAGCAUGCUUAAGGCGCCAUGGCGCCAAUACCGCCGUUACUCGCCGGUCACCCGGCGCCAGAAUCAGCGUAAAAUGUCCCGCUCGCGCUCGUUGUCCCGCUCCCGGUCGCCGUCCCGCUCGGUGUCCGGCUCGCGGUCCGGGACGCGCUCCUUCCACUCCCGUUUCCGCUCGAAGUCGGGAUCGCGCUACAAUCGGCGCAACCGCUCGCGCUCGCAAUCGCGCUCCUACACCCGCUCCCGCUCGCGCUCCUCGCCGCGCUACGGGCACUACCAUCGCCCCGAUUCGCGUUCGCCAUAGGCAGGCGGACCUGUCGAAUGUUGCAGUGGGAGAAGCUUGAGCGAUACAGGACUUUCCGGAAUCUGCAAUCAACCAGAUGCCUAUUUUGGUCUAUGCAUUUAAUGCGGUUGUAUACUUAUUUUGGUGGUGAACUAUUUCAGGCUAAAUUAGAAGCCCUUAAUAAAAAUAAAUAUGCAUGCCCUGCACAAAAAAAAUUGGUUAUAUCACAAAGUAAUGUGAAUAUUGAAGGAGUUAUCUCAGUAGUAAGAUAAGGGCCCACUGGUUCAUCGAACAAUCGAUUACCCAAGGACAGGUAAAUUGUAUUUCGUAGUGGAGAAUCGUAUAUUUGAUUAUUAGAUGAAGCGUUACUGAGUACACGAGUACAUAUUUACAUCAGUAUCAAUUGCUAUGUCCGUCUGUCUGUCCGCCCGUCCGUUAAUUACGUAACUAUGUGAGUGAAAGCAGAUAGUACAUAUGUAUUUGCAGAUAGUAUAAAAGCCUUAUACGUUUUAUAGCUGCCAUAGAAAUAUUUAUGAAAUAGCUGCUCAACGUCCCCAGACUUUUAAUUAAAUAUUUUAUAAAAUGUAAGUCAUGCAAUUAUCUU
Molecule: messenger RNA, 3734 nt
Organism: Drosophila yakuba
Lineage: Eukaryota; Metazoa; Arthropoda; Insecta; Diptera; Drosophilidae
Product: suppressor protein SRP40
Exons: 2
Coding region: 1022-3151 (709 amino acids)
Biological process (GO): mRNA splicing, via spliceosome
Cellular component (GO): ASAP complex; cytoplasm; nucleoplasm
Molecular function (GO): RNA binding
Source: RefSeq, a predicted model, not a curated record